Molecule: messenger RNA, 1509 nt
Organism: Aspergillus oryzae RIB40
Lineage: Eukaryota; Fungi; Ascomycota; Eurotiomycetes; Eurotiales; Aspergillaceae
Product: allantoate permease family MFS transporter
Exons: 8
Coding region: 1-1509 (502 amino acids)
Biological process (GO): transmembrane transport
Cellular component (GO): membrane
Molecular function (GO): transmembrane transporter activity
Source: RefSeq, a predicted model, not a curated record
AUGAGCAACCCAUCUGCGUUUGACCCAGAGAAACCGUCGAGUUCAGCCUUGGAAAAUGUAGCCGAAAGCUCUCUGGAAGCCGUGGACGAAAAACGGCCGCACGAGGAGGCACUGCCAACUUAUGAUGUUGAGAUGGAGAAUCGAAUCCUCCGCAAGAUGGAUCUUCGUAUCAUUCCAAUGCUGGCUGUCCUGUAUCUGCUCGCUUUUCUGGAUCGGGGAAAUGUUGGCAAUGCGAAAAUCGAAGGAUUGUUGGAGGAUUUAAAUCUUACGGGGCCGCAGUACAAUUGGUGCUUGACGGUGUUCUUUUUCACGUAUGCUGCGUUCGAGCUGCCGAGUAACCUGUUGCUAAAGAAGAUGAGACCGUCAAGGUGGUUACCGUUACUCAUGGUCGCGUGGGGUAUUGUCAUGACGUUGAUGGGGGUUGUCCAUAACUAUGCAGGAUUAUUAUCGACGCGAAUCUUCCUGGGUGUUGCUGAGGCUGGUCUUUAUCCCGGAGUUGCAUACUACAUUACCCUGUGGUACCCUCGACACCGGGCUCAGUUCCGACAGGCGUUAUUCUUUAGUGCUGCCAGUAUUGCCGGUGCAUUCUCGGGACUCUUAGCAUACGGAAUUGCAAAAAUGGAUGGGGUUGGAGGCUACGCCGGCUGGCGUUGGAUUUUCAUCCUCGAAGGCCUGCUCACGAUAGUAGUAGCUUUCAUUGCUCCUUUCGCCAUCCACGACUCCCCUGAAACCGCGGGGUUCCUUACAGAAGAAGAACGAAAAUUCGUGAUCCACAUGCUGCGUACACAAAACACAGGGGGAACUGCCGAAGCCACCGAAUUUCGCAUGAAAUAUGUUAUUGAUGCCCUCCUCGACUGGCAGAUUUAUGUGUCCAUUAUCGUGUACUGGGGAAUCACCUGUCCUCUCUAUGGUAUCUCGCUUUUCCUCCCCUCGAUCAUCAAGGAUCUCGGAUAUACCUCGUCAACAGCCCAAUUGCUCACUGUCCCAAUCUACAUCACGGCGGCGGUCGUUGCUGUUAUCGCGGCGUGGUUAUCAGAUCGCCAAAAGCAACGGUCGCCGUUUAUUCUCUUCUUCAUGGGCCUCAUUGCCGCCGGGUUCAUCAUCGUACUUGCCUCAACGGGCAGAGGCGUCCCGGGUGUGGUUUACUUCGGGGUAUUUGUUUCGGUUGUCGGUAUAUAUCCCGCCUUUCCCGGAAACAUCACCUGGCUCAGUGCCAAUCUCGCCGGCGACUACAAGCGUGCUUCCGGGAUGGCCAUUCAGAUCGGGCUGGGUAAUAUGGCUGGUGCCAUGGCAUCGAACUUCUACCGCUCUCAAGACGCACCGAAGUAUAUCCUCGGGCAUGCCUUGGAACUGGGCUUCUGUGUCGCUGGCAUGAUCGCGGCGGUGAUACUUCGCCUGUCGUACCAAAUGAUCAACCGGAAACGAGAUCGGAUAGAUCUGUCAGGAUAUGAUGAGGCGGAGAUGGAGAAGAUGGGGGAUCGGUCGCCGAUAUUUCGAUAUAUGUUAUAG